CUUCUUCAAUUUUCUCAGGGCAUUGGUAUUGUGAUUUGUUAGUCUUUUCAAAGAAAACUCAGCAACAUGUUGGAUCUGGUGAAGCUAUGUCUUGCACCUUGCUGUUCUUGCUUACAGAGUCCAGUUGUACGUGAGGACAUGAGCUAUGUGUUUUGCACCAAAGAGAAACUUGAUAGAUUAGAAAGCGCCAUGAAAGAUCUCAUGACCAAGAAGCAUGGUAUUGAUAGAGAGCUUAACCUCCCUGAAAACAGAGGAAAGCAACCCACUGAUGAACUUCAACUCUGGCUUCAUAAGGUUGGAGAAAAAGGUGAGAAGGUAACACAAUUGCUGGAUGAAUAUAGCAAAAUUUGUUGUGUUACAGGCCCUUGUUGUCUGAAUUGUAUUUCAAGGUAUAGCAUUAGCAGAAGAGCAAUCAAUUUAUUAAAUGAAAUAACUCAGUUAAAAGGAGAACAAUCAAAAGUCUCAUUCAUAGAGCAACACCCUCCUAAACCAGUCCCUGAAUCACAUAGAAUAGUGGGGCAAAAAAACAGCUCCAACGUUGAUAUUGCUCGCAGUUAUUUGGCAGAUGAAAGAGUUGGUAUAAUUGGCAUAUGGGGCAUGGGGGGUGUAGGCAAGACUACACUCUUGAAAAAAAUCAGGCAGUCAUUGUCAGGUGAUGCAAACAUGGGAUUCAAUCAUGUGUUAUUUAUCGAAGCUUCAAAAGAUAUUCAGCCAGAAGAACUUCGAAAACAGAUUCUGAAAGGUUGA
Dioscorea cayenensis subsp. rotundata (Guinea yam) is the source of this 747-nucleotide messenger RNA. Its product is annotated as probable disease resistance protein At1g62630. The transcript is spliced from 2 exons. The record is from RefSeq and is a predicted model, not a curated record. NCBI's taxonomy places the organism in Eukaryota, Viridiplantae, Streptophyta, Magnoliopsida, Dioscoreales, Dioscoreaceae. Bases 67 to 747 code for a protein of 226 amino acids. Gene Ontology annotation, molecular function: ADP binding.